GUGAGUAAUUCUGUCACAGAAGAGCUGGUCCCCUUCUACUGUGCUGCCAGUUUAUGUCUACAGGACCUUAGCAUCUGGAGCCAGGAUACUUCGCAAUUGUCUCCCUUGCAGGGAACUUGAGAUCACCUGUCAUUUUGGAACCUUUGCUGCUACCUGCCAGGUGGCCCUCACUUCUGUGGAAAAGUGAUGGAUUUCUCAGUCUUCCUGAACUCCUACCAGCGAGGAUGUCUGCCUAGCAGUCUCUUCUUCCUCACUCACCUGCUCCUCCUCCUCCAGCCCAGGGUGCUGUGCUCAGAGGAGAUCAGGGUGGUAGGCCAUGAGGAGCCCAUUCUGGCACACGUCGGCGAUGAAGCGGAAUUCUCCUGCCACCUGUCGCCAUACCGGGACGCCGAGCACAUGGAGAUCCUCUGGUUCCGGAGCCAGGCCUCGAACGUGGUGCACCUGUACCAGGAGCAGCAACAGUUCCACGGCUGGCAGAUGAAGCAGUUCCAGAACAGGACCCAGCUCAUCACGGACGAUAUCGCAGACGGCAGCGUGACUCUGCGGCUCCACCGCGUAGUCCCCGCUGACCAGGGUCUGUAUGGGUGCCGCUUCCUCUCCAGGAACUUCACUGGGGAAGCGACCUGGGAGCUGGAGGUAGCAGAUGUGUUUUUACCUGGAACCUCUCCCUGGAAGAGAGCUUUCCUUGGGACUCUGGUGGGCCUGCCGCUCCUUCUGGCUCUCCUCAUGAUGCUGGUGCUGUACUUCUUUCGGAAGCAACGGAAGUCCCAAGAAAAGCUGAAGAAGCAGGCAGAGAAAGACAAAGGGAAACUCACAGCGGAGCUGGGGAAGCUUCAAGUAGAGCUGGACUGGAGAAGGGCUGAAGGCCAGGCUGAGUGGAGAGCAGCUCAACGACAUGCAGUGGAUGUGACCCUGGAUCCUGGCUCCGCCCACCCCAGCCUGGAGGUCUCCGAGGAUGGCAAAAGCGUGUUCUCACGCAGGACUGCGCCGGGGUCAGAGAACCCUCAGUGGUUCUCUGAGCAGACGUGCGUCCUGAGCCGAGAGCGCUUCUCCACUGGCCGCCACUACUGGGAGGUGCACGUGGGCCGCCGCAGCCGCUGGUUUCUCGGUGUGUGUUUGGCAGCGGUGCCGAGUGCACGGCAUGCUCGCAUGAGCCCGGCGACUGGCUACUGGGUGAUGGGGCUGUGGAACAGCUGUGAGUACUUCGUCCUAGACCAGCACCGCGUCCCGCUCAGCGUGCGCGUGCCGCCCCGCUGCGUGGGCAUCUUUCUGGAUGUUGAGGCUGGAAAGCUGUCCUUCUUCAACGUAUCCGACGGCUCCCACAUUUUCACCUUCACCGACACCUUCUCGGGGAUGCUCUGCGCAUAUUUCAGGCCUAGAGCCCACGAUGGCAGCGAACACCCAGAUCCGCUCACCAUCUGCCCAUUACCAGUUGGUGAGAAACGCGUCCUCGAAGAGGAGGACAGUGACGCCUGGUUACAACCCAAUGAGUCCUCGAACCCUGCCCUGGGCCUGUGGUGAAGUGCUUUCGUGGCCACUGGACUGGGUCCUGGGCAGCUUCCUGGAUACCCAGCUGGCGCUAUGCUCUUCUGCUUCCUGUAAAGCCAACAGAUAGGCUAACCUCACUGUCUGCCCGAGAAUGUCGGCAAAGGCUAAAAGGCUCAGCAGAAAGGGGGCAAAGAGAGACCUUUGCCUAUGUAGAUGUGAAUGUGUACAUGUAUGAAUACGAUUUUUUCUUUCUUUUCUUUUUCUUUUUUUAAAGAAAGACAAUUCCAAAGCUUAUCUGUGUAUGUUGUAGGAUUGAGCUGGUGAGUAAACAUAUAUUCAUGUUGCUAGGAGUCACAGUGUUCACUGUGAAGACAUGAAAGAAACUGGAAUGGGGAAAAAAAGAGGAGAAAAUUCAUCAGAUAAGAUUGGAGUAUCAGUUAAUUUCUGUAUUUUAAUAUUUUUGUAUGUAUUUUCUAGCUCUACAAAGGUCUGGAAACAAUGACACUUCAUAAGCAACAAGUUCACCUAAGGCUCAGAUGCUAGUUUCCCCUGCCAAUUAGCGCCAAAAUGAACUUGGAGAAGCGGUGAGAGUAGAGAACAUCUUUUGCUUUUAUGUUCAAGAAUGCUCAAAGACGGAUGGGAACAUAGCAAAAAGCCAUUGGAACUAGAUGAAAGGGGCUCCAUUGACCAAUUAUAGGACAAUUUGGACAUUAAAAUGAAUAAUGACAAGAAUUGCCCAAGAAGAGGUCAAUUCACUGUGUGCUGAGAGGUUUCUUUAGCCAGAGACAAGAGAUACAAAAAGAAAAAAAAGCCCACAAAACAAACAACAAAAUAUAAAAACAUAAAACAAGACAUAGGGAAAGGAGAGAAUGAAAGAAUAAUUGUGAACUCGAGGUUUUUACUAUGAAAUAGAUGCAUAUUGUUGUUAAAUAGACAGAUGUGAUAUAGUUCCUAGCUCUGUCUACACUGAGGGCUUAGAAACAACAAUACCCCUGUACCAAUGAGCAUGUCUAGCACUGAGAUCUUAGUUUUUAGUUACUAUUUACUACCGAAAGGAACCGAGGCUCCUUGGAGAAAUGGUGCACUUCAGGGCUGGCGCAGGGAAAAUACAUGGUGAGAUUCUGAUCUAUACUAGGAAAUUUAUUUGGUUUUUGACAUAGAUUUUAGAACAGAGCUCUUAAACCCUUGAAAUUUUCUAAAAUAUAAGAGUUGUAAGGAUGUCUUUGGAUAUUCAUAACAAGCCCUUUUAACCACACCUGAAUUUAUAUUACUGAGACAAUUUUUAGAAAGCCAGUAAGGAUGAGGCUGGUUGCCAUGGGAACCAACUGUGUGACCAGCGGGUUGUAACUUAGCCCUACCCUACCCACCUACCUCAAAGAGGGAAAGGGGGCUGGAGAUUGAGUUCAACCACCAAGCGCCAAUGAUUUAACCAGUCAUGCCUAUGUGAUGAAAACUUUCCAUAAAACCCCAAAAGGACUCGGUUCAGAGAGCUUUCAGGCUGGUGAACGCUGGAGAUGCCGGGAGAGCGGUGCUCAGAGAGAUAAAGGAAGAAGCUCUGUACCCCUCCCACAUACCUUCUUC
Molecule: messenger RNA, 3069 nt
Organism: Budorcas taxicolor (takin)
Lineage: Eukaryota; Metazoa; Chordata; Mammalia; Artiodactyla; Bovidae
Gene: BTNL9
Product: butyrophilin like 9
Exons: 10
Coding region: 187-1521 (444 amino acids)
Biological process (GO): T cell receptor signaling pathway; regulation of cytokine production
Cellular component (GO): external side of plasma membrane
Molecular function (GO): signaling receptor binding
Source: RefSeq, a predicted model, not a curated record